Molecule: messenger RNA, 651 nt
Organism: Corticium candelabrum
Lineage: Eukaryota; Metazoa; Porifera; Homoscleromorpha; Homosclerophorida; Plakinidae
Exons: 3
Coding region: 1-555 (184 amino acids)
Source: RefSeq, a predicted model, not a curated record
AUGGAAGUCAAUGGAGAUGCCGAUUUCAGUUCGGAAGAUGAGGCUGACGACUUAAAGUAUUCGUGUAUGGAUGGGUACGUGCCAUUAUGUCAAGAUGAAGAAGGUGAAGGUGUUGGAGAACAACAACUUACAAUCUCUUCCACUGUUGAUGACGAAGAUGAGGAUGAAAAUAUGGAUGACGACGACGAUGCAUAUGAUGAUGAUGACGACACUGUAGAUGAUGGUCCUAAUGACUGCAGUGUUCGAGAUGAGCUUAACGAUACUGCUGAAGCAAAUGGCGCGUGUACAGCAGUACAUGUAGAAGCAGAAUCAUCACAGUCUAACUCGAAGAGUGAAAAGGAGGAUGAGAAAGAGGAGGCAAUGUCUCAGGCUCAGGCUGAUUUGAUACGAAGUACAAUGGCCAGAUUUACCUUGCCUCCCUCUGUAACUCCUGACUGGGCAAAAUUGAUACCAGAAGAGGUGUGGAAAUCACAACUGCAGUCAGGUCUUACCAACAGACGAGUUCCCGUAAUGCAUAAGGCAAAGAAGAGUAGAGAGAAAACUGACCGGAGUUAACUUGUGCUUCAGUAGAUUACUUGGCUUCUAUGAGGCAAUGUAUCUAAAAUAUGAUUUGUGGUGUUUUAAUUAAUUAAAGCGAUAUGAGACAGACAA